Molecule: messenger RNA, 1113 nt
Organism: Klebsormidium nitens
Lineage: Eukaryota; Viridiplantae; Streptophyta; Klebsormidiophyceae; Klebsormidiales; Klebsormidiaceae
Source: the annotation of a GenBank genome assembly
AUGAAGUCCACACAGUCUCCAAGAGAUGUCGCGGCGGUGGCCAAGGACUGGAUCAGCAAAGACAUCCGCAUUCUGUUUCUCUCUGUCGCGACCAGUGUGCUGAUUGUCGUCUUCCUUGUUCCUGCCCGCACCGGUCGGGGCGUGGCUAUCCGGGAUGAGAAGCUGCAGGUUUCGGGGCUCGACUGCCGCAGAGGUCUAGGCGGGCCUCAGUGUGCGCAAGAGGCGUACUGGGAGCGUGCAUCCGAGAGCCUUUCCCGCUGGCAAGGCAGCCUCUUCCCGAGGAUGGCAACACUGUACCGUUCGACCACCGAGUGCGACGAAAAGACGUGUCCCCGGACGCCGACAGAGCCUUCCGGCCACGACCGUUUCUCCCUGUUCCGCCCCUUCGUCGGAUGCCCCCCCGGAAUGCCGCUCAAGCGGUGGGGGCUCGAGGGCGACGGCGGCAAGUGGCUCUGCGGCGUUGAGGCGCUGAAGGAGGGGUGCGUGAUCCUGUCGCUUGGGAGCAACGGCCAGUUCGAUUUUGAAGACUCCAUGCUCGCGAGCACGCCCUGCGAGGUGCAUACCUUCGACUGCACGUACGCGGGCGCCAGCCGCGGCCCACGUCACCACUACCACAAGCAGUGUCUGGGGAGCCCGGAAAAGGCGGCGGAAGACCCGGCGUUCAUCACGCUCGCACAGGCGGUGCAGGACAAUCAGAUCGAGGAAGUGAGCCUGCUGAAGAUGGACAUUGAAGGGUUCGAGUAUGACGUCAUGUCGCUGUGGCAGGAGAGCGACCCGUUGCCCGCACAGGUGUCGUUUGAGCUGCACUACGGCGGUAUGUAUGAGGGCACGACGCCGGAUCCCGCGGCCAAGACUCUCAUGUGGAGUGGGCGGAUGCGUUCAUUGGUGAAGGGGGCGCGGGAGCAGGGGAAGGAAUGGCUACCGGGGGCAGGGGGGCGAUUGGCCGCCGGAGGGGGGGGAGAAUCAGCCGCUGAUGGUGGGGGGAACAGUGUAGUGGGGGUAGGGAGAUGGGGGACUUCUGGGGCGGUGGCUGAGGUUGGCAUUCUAGAGGUGAGGGGGGCAAUACAGGUGAUGCUGAGGCGGAGGGCGACGGUGAAAUUGACGGAAAGGUGA